AUGAUACAAAAAGAACAACAAGAUAAAUUUAAGGAAUUCCUUGAGAAAAGAAAUAAGGGAAAACUCUACUCCAGAUAUAAAUAGAUAGAAACUGAAGCCAAGAUAUGUGAUCUAGCAUUUGAUGACUAAAAUUUAAUUGCAGCACAUGAUGUAGACAUUGCGAUUUAUCAUAUUGAUUAAAAAAAUCAACUUUAAUCAGAAUUAAUUGAAAAUUUACAUUCCUAUUUGUUGUACUCUAUAUGUUUCAGCAAAUCAAACAACAUGUUUUUUACAGCAGGGUAUGAAAAGGAGAUAAAAUUAUGGUAAAAAUAAGAUAAUCAAUGGAAAUGCAUAUAGGUACUAAAUGGUCAUAAAGACUCUGUCAUAAUUUUGCUGUUGAACAAAGAUGAAAAUUAGUUAUUCUCUAGAAGCAGAGAUAAAACGAUUAAAAUAUGGCAGAAACAAGAUGUGAUCUGGAAUUGUGUUUAAACUAUACAAGCCCCAUCUGGAAUUGUCGAUUCCUUAUGCAUAAGUCCAUCAGGAAAUACACUAUCUUUCGGAUGUAAAAAUAAUUUAUUUAUAUGGUACUAAACCAAUUUGAAUAAAUGGAGGAAGUAUUAAGCAAUUAUUUCUGCUCAUACCUAAUUAAUAGAAUCUGUUUGUUUCAUUUAGGAUGAUGCAUAGAUAGCUUCAGGGGCAAAUGAUAUAAAAUUAUGGAAGAAAUGUGCAGUAAAUCAAUAGUAUAGAUUGACUCAAAUUAUUUCCACUUUGGGUAAUGUCUCAAUUAUGGAGUAUAACAACUUUAACUCACUCUUGAUAGCUGUAACCAAUAAAAAGUUUGUUUAAAUCUGGAAGGCAGAGGAUGAUUCUAACUUUUCACAUAAAUAAACAAUUCAAGUGGAGAAAUCAGAUAUUUUUUAUGAGGAAACUCAAUUUUAUGAGGUUGUUACUAUGUCUCAAAAUGGAUAAUUCUUAGCUUUAAAAGAUAAUUACAACGACUAUGUUGAUAUUUGGAAAUUGAAUUGA
Molecule: messenger RNA, 1005 nt
Organism: Paramecium octaurelia
Lineage: Eukaryota; Ciliophora; Oligohymenophorea; Peniculida; Parameciidae
Source: the annotation of a GenBank genome assembly